This is a messenger RNA of Symbiodinium natans, 1266 nucleotides long. Lineage: Eukaryota; Dinophyceae; Suessiales; Symbiodiniaceae. The record is from the annotation of a GenBank genome assembly.
AUGAAAGCCAUUAUUAAGGUAAUGAUGCUGGGCUUCUCUUUGCUGCAGAUGUGGUUUUUGAACACCUUCCGCGAGUUUCAGAACGCGCUGCAUGACAAGGACAAGGAGAAGUUCUACGCGACCCUUUUCCUGAUGUUCAAGGUGGUGCUGAGCAUCAUGCCCCUCUGGGGUCUGCGAGAGCUUCUGCGCGGCACGCUGGCCCUGGAGUGGCGCCGCUACCUCACGGGGGCCCUCCUGACCCGAUACAUCGGAGACUCGCGGAUGUACUACCGUCUGAAGCUCUUGGGCAAGGGCCUCGACAACCCAGACCAGCGCAUUGCGCAAGAUUGCGGCGAGUUCACAGACGCGAUUCUGCAGUUCUUGGCCCUGUUGGUGCAGAACAUCAUGCUGAUCCUCUUGCAGUCCUCUCUCUUGUUCAACAUCUCGCGUGACCUCUUCUACUUUGUCGUGGUCUACUCGGUGGUCUUGAACGUGCUCACCUUCGUGGUCUUCGGCGGCCCGCUGACGCGCCUGAGGCGGCGCACGCUGGCGCAGGAGGCGACGUUUCGCUUCGGCCUCGUGCGGGUCAGAGAGCACGCAGAGUCCAUCGCCUUCUACAGCGGCGCCGGAUUCGAGCGCUGGCGCUGUCAGGAGCUCUUCACCAGCUUAAUGCACACCCUCUACAGAAUGCUGGGCGUUACAGUCAGCUUCUCCGUCAUCUUGGCCGCCGCCAACUACGUGGUGCGCGUGGCGCCUUUCGCUGUCUUGGCAGGCAAGUACUUCGCUGGAGACAUAGACUUCGGAGCCAUGAUGGAGGCCUUUUCGAUUCUCUCCGGAUUGGAGACGGCCUUCACAACCCUUGUGUCUCAGAUGAGUGCGAUCACUGACAUGGGAGCGCAGGCAAUACGCAUUCAACAGAUCUGGGAUUUGGUGUCCGAGCGAAGUGAAGAGUUGGCGGACAAUCCUGCCAUAACGCUGGAGCGGGAUGCUGGCAACAACGGCCAGGAGCCACCGGUACUUCUCCAGAUGGAGGAGGUGACUCUCCAGACGCCAUCAGGCCAUGCAGUGUUGGUGGAGCGCCUGUCGUUCCAGCUCAAGCAAGGUGAGUCGCUGCUGUUGUCUGGCCCCAGCGGCGUUGGCAAGAGCUCGCUGCUGCGGUGCAUCGCAGGACUCUGGGGGCGAGGCACUGGAAGCAUCCGGUGCUGCCCCCAGAGGCAGACGUUCUUUCUGCCUCAAGAGACGUACCUUUGCCUGGGAUCGCUGCGCGAGAACGCCAUCUACCCGCAG